AUGUCUAGAAACGUGGAGAUCAAAGCCAAAGUCCAGAAUCACGAUGAAACGGUGAGACGGGCGGUGGAGAUUUCCGGGAAGCAACCGACGAUUUUGAAGCAACACGACAUCUUCUACGAGUCGCCAAACGGUCGUCUGAAAAUGAGAAGUGUCGAGGAAAACGGAGUGGCCCUCACUGAACUGAUCUGGUACGAUCGUCCAGAUGUCGCUGGACCAAAACUGAGCAAUUUCAACAAAUUCGACGUUCCGGUUGAGGUUUUAGACGCGUUGAAGCUGUCUUUGGAGUCUUCAAUGGGCAUCAAAGGAGAAGUCAAAAAGACGCGUACGCUCGUGCUUCACAAUCAAACGAGAAUCCAUAUCGAUCGUGUCGAUGGAUUGGGAGAUUUCAUGGAGUUGGAAGUGUGUUUGGCACCGGAAGAGACGCCAGAGCACGGAGAGAAGAUUGCUCAUGAGUUGAGAGAACAACUGGCAGUGCCUGAAACCGAUCUUCUCACUGGCGCUUAUAUGGACAUGUUGAAGGCAUAA
This is a messenger RNA of Caenorhabditis briggsae, 525 nucleotides long. The coding region runs from base 1 to 525 and encodes 174 amino acids. Lineage: Eukaryota; Metazoa; Nematoda; Chromadorea; Rhabditida; Rhabditidae. The transcript has 4 exons. The record is from RefSeq and is a predicted model, not a curated record.